AGGCUUAUAAGCACUUCAAUCAUUUUCAACCCUGUUUUUGUCAAACAGAUCCGAUUUAAAAAAAGAAAACCUCUUAUUAACGGGAAGAGAAAGGGUUUUCAAAUCCGCAUUAAAAAACCCAGAAAAAUCAUUCGUUUGUUUACUUGCCGAGCCCGAAAUUAAUUUAUCAAAUUUUCAUCUUCAGCUGCGUAGAUUUUUCCCGUUAAAAAUCUGAGUAGGUAGAUGGAUCUACCAUACCCAUUGGUAAAUCUGACAGCCAAUUUUGUCAAUUAACGGGGCGACACUUGUCUUUUCACAGUGGUCGAUCGUUGGAUCUGAGCAAGGCGUGAAAACAGACCUUAAAAGAAAAAGCAAUGUGUAGAUUUUGAGGCUGCUGCAACAUUUUAGUUCAUCAGGCAUUUUUGAAAAAAAACAUCUAUUUUUGAGAAGAUGGUGUUUUGGGAAGGGUAUGUGAGCGAUGAAGCGAUGGGGGCAUUGGCGCCCAUUGUGGUGUAUUGGAUAUAUGCGGGGACAUAUCAGAUGUUGCCACCGUUGGAUCGCUAUCGCAUGCAUUCUCGCAAGGAGGAGGAACUGCGGAAUUUGGUCUCUCUUCCCACUGUAAUUAAGGGCGUUCUUCUGCAGCAGCUUGUUCAGGCCACAGUUGCGCUCUCUCUUUUCGCGAUGACAUCAAAGGUGGGUCUAACAGGAAAGUCAGCACAACCAUCAUUCCUGGUUCAAAUUUUUCAGGUACUAAUUGGAAUGCUGGUCAUGGACACUUGGCAGUAUUUUGUGCACCGGUACAUGCAUCACAACAAAUUUCUGUACCGCCAUGUUCAUUCACAACAUCACAAGCUAGUAGUGCCGUAUGCCAUUGGUGCGUUGUACAAUCAUCCACUUGAAGGGCUUCUGCUUGAUACUCUAGGUGGUGCAAUCUCAUAUCUUGUGUCAGGAAUGACAGCACGAACUGCCGUGUUGUUUUUUUCCUUUGCAGUAGUUAAAACUGUUGAUGAUCACUGUGGGCUUUGGUUGCCUGGCAAUAUUCUCCAUAUAUUAUUUCAUAAUAACACUGCUUAUCAUGACAUCCAUCAUCAGCUUCAUGGGACCAAGUAUAAUUAUUCCCAGCCCUUUUUCAUCAUGUGGGAUAAGCUUCUUGGCACCCAUAUGCCAUACACGCUUGAGAAGCGAGCGGAUGGAGGUUUUGAAGCAAGACCUCUUAAAGACUGAUGCAUGUGAUCUGCUGUAAAAUGUUUUUCGGAGCAUAACAAGAUGAUGGUGGGUAUUUUGGUGUAUCUGGGGUUCAUAUGCUGAGUAUUUGAGAUGUAUCUUGUAUUCUUCUUAGAUUGAAGGCAAGUCAUCACGGAAAUACAGUGUAGCCUAUAGCUUUACUUGCCUUCCAAAUGUCAGAAAAAGUACUAUGAGUGAGAAGUUUACCCACAUUCAGUUUUAUAGCCUGCUUGUUAGUGUAUGGCUGUUGUAGGCACGGUUCAGAUUCUUUAGGAAAAUGCAGUGUAUUAUGGUGUUUUUUCAUAUUAUGUGCUAGUUCACUAUGGGCAUUAUUUUUGAAUUUUUCAUUUCCUAUUAACAUUAUAGUUGGAUUGCAGUUGACCAUCAUUGAUAUAAGUAGACUGUGUAUAAGUAUUGGCUAUAUUUAUGUGAUGGCUAGAAAAACUAUGUACAAACUUUUCCCUCAAAUUUAGAACAAAUCUUAUUGGAUUUA
This is a messenger RNA of Cryptomeria japonica (Japanese cedar), 1696 nucleotides long. RefSeq names its product very-long-chain aldehyde decarbonylase GL1-9. The record is from RefSeq and is a predicted model, not a curated record. Lineage: Eukaryota; Viridiplantae; Streptophyta; Pinopsida; Cupressales; Cupressaceae. The coding region runs from base 430 to 1203 and encodes 257 amino acids. Gene Ontology annotation, molecular function: oxidoreductase activity; iron ion binding. The transcript has 2 exons. Gene Ontology annotation, biological process: lipid biosynthetic process.